GGAAGGCAGGGUACACCCUGGACAAGUCGCAACCAUUCACAUGUUAAAGCGACGCCUGGGCGAGACAUUGUUUUUCAGGAAGUAACACAUCCCUUUCUAUUUUUGGAAGAUGCCACCGUUAAUAAAAUAUGACUGGGGGGAAAAAAACUUCCGGUAAAUUAAGCUCAGUUAAUGACUACUAUUUAGUUACGGUAUUGUAUUGUAAACAAUUAACAUGUUUUAUUUAACACAAGACCAUAACUUCAGGAGCUAAUGUUAGCAUAUUAGCCUUAGUUAACAUCCAUCCAUCCAUUUUUACCGCUUGUCCCUUUUGGUCGCGGGGGGUGCCAUUUAUUGAUUUAAAAACAUGCAAUAUUUCUGAACUAUAUAUGAUUAAAUACGGUUGAAUUUAAAACCACUGAAGACUGUUUGGAUGAUAUGUAUGUAUUAUACUACUACUUUGCAAAAGUCCUGAGCCAUUUAAUUUGCUGUUUUAGCAAUGCUAUAAUUGCUAAUUAUAAGUAUUAUUACUAAUUAUAAGUAUAGAUUCAAUUUAGUAAAAUAUGAUUCAAUAUUAUUGUUUAAUUUGUCCUAAUAUGCCUGCAACCCUGUGAUGAGGUGGCGACUUGUCCAGGGUGUACCCCGCCUACCGGCCGAAAGCAGUUGAGAUAAGCUCCAGCACCCCCCGACCCAGAAAGGGACAAGCGGUACAAAAUGGAUGGAUGGAUGGAUGCCUGCAACCUCUAUGCUGAUGAAAUGGUGAAGAGGAGGAGGAGACUGUUAUUGGUAAGAUUGCCCUUGGUCUUGAUGAGAUGCUGCAGGGAGGAUGCUGAAUGAGCGCAAGGAGGAGAGCAUCCUCUCUUGUGAUGCUUGACCUCAAGAACUGCAUGGAGCUACAAUAGGGGGCUUUCGCUGGGGUGGAGAAAACGGGGCAGUGCUUUCCAGAGGCGAGGAGGAGGAGGAGGCUAUUUGUCAAAGGCAGGAGGAGAGAGCGACGCCAGCAUCUGCGAGCAUCACUUCUCUGCAUGGACGACACUCAGAGCAGCUUUGUGAUGCCCGAGGGACCCUUUGUUGCGUGGUGAUGCGAUGCCGAGAGUUGGGGGGGCAGCCGCUUCUCUCGCACUGCUGCUGUUGUUGCCGCUGCUGCGUUGUUGCCACCUGUGCCACUCACUGCGUGUUCCCAAACUUUCCUCCUAUGCAAAAGCGGAAGACAAGCUGUUCAAAUACCUCUUUGGGAACUACCAGAAAUGGGUUCGCCCCGUGGAAUAUCUGAAUCAGACCAUAUGCGUGAAGUUUGGACUGGCCAUCUCCCAGCUAGUGGAUGUGGAUGAAAAGAACCAGUUGAUGACUACUAAUGUGUGGAUGAAACAGGAGUGGACUGACAUGAAGCUAAGAUGGGACCCUGAUGACUAUUUGGGCAUCACAGCGAUACGAGUGCCCUCUGACAGGAUUUGGCUCCCAGAUGUUGUACUGUAUGAUAAUUCGGAUGGUCGUUUCGAGGGUACUGUCACCAAAGUGGUGGUCAAAUACGACGGAACCAUAACGUGGACGCCACCUGCUAAUUACAAAUCUGCGUGCACCAUCGACGUCACCUUCUUCCCGUUUGACCUGCAGAACUGUUCCAUGAAAUUUGGCUCAUGGACCUACGAUGGGUCACAGGUGGACAUCAUUUUGGAGGACUUCCAUGUAGACAGGCAGGACUAUUUUGACAAUGGCGAGUGGGAGAUUGUUAAGGCCACGGGCAGCCGCGGUAUAAGGAUGGAUGGCAGCGCUUCAUAUCCCACCAUUAGCUAUUUCUUCAUCAUCCGCAGGCUGCCUCUUUUCUACACCCUCUUCCUCAUCAUCCCUUGCAUUGGUCUGUCCUUCCUUACCAUCCUCGUCUUCUAUCUACCCUCCAACUGCGGCGAGAAGAUCUCCCUCUGCACCUCCGUGCUGGUGUCGCUCACCGUCUUCCUUUUGGUCAUCGAGGAAAUCAUCCCCUCCUCCUCCAAAGCCAUCCCGCUCAUCGGCGAGUACUUAGUCUUCACCAUGAUCUUUGUCACGCUCUCUAUCGUCAUCACCGUCUUUGCCAUUAACGUCCACCAUCGCUCGUCGUCAACACAUCACGGCAUGGCGCCCUGGGUCAGGAAGAUUUUCCUGCAUCAGCUGCCGAAGCUUCUGUGCAUGCGCAGCCAUGUGGAUCGCUACGGCACGGCGGAAACAACACGCACGGGAAGAACCCUGGGAAUGGGAAUGAUGAAGGACUCUGCAGCUGAGGUCAACUCUCACUCCCAUACCAGGCACAACAUCCAAGCUGCACUGGAUUCUAUUCGCUACAUAACAAUGCAUGUGGUGAAGGAAAAUAAGGUCAGGGAGGUGGUACAGGACUGGAAGUUUGUCGCCCAGGUUCUGGAUCGAAUAUUUCUUUGGGCGUUCUUGCUAGUGUCCAUCCUGGGAUCAGCUCUCCUAUUCAUCCCGGUUAUCUACAGAUGGGCCAGCAUCAUCGUCCCUAACUAUGUCGGAGGUACCCUCUGAAGGUUACCUGAUAUGGAGGUGAGGCGUAUCAGCAGCUAAGGUCCACAUUUUGAUAGGAAAAUCUCCCAUAAAUAAUUUGUCUAUUCAUGUAUCCUAUUUUAAAAUACUAUACAAUGGACAUCAUAUAAAAAAACUUUAAAACAAAAAUGUAACCAAAGUAUAACAGUCCUACAUUAAAAGGUAAACCACAACACAAGCAUGUUUUGAUGCAUACUUUCCAUGAAUGAUAAAGCAAAAAAAUUCCCUUGAGGCCUUACAAAAAACAGGCCUCAGGUUUGCCAUUUAUAUUCAUCAUUAUGCUAAUCCCCUCCCUACAGGCAACAAAGUCGGUUGAGUGUGCAGCCAUGAGCAUGCAGUUAAUCACAAAUCCGCAUUGUGCAGCAAGUAUAAACAUGUUUCUUGAAGCAACUGGAACACUUAAUAAAGAGACAUUCACACUACUGGACACUCUAAGACAGGGGUGUUCAAACUUUUUCCUCCACGGGAUGCAUACUGAAAAUUCAGCGUAUGCAGGGGCCAUUUUGAAAUUAUUUUUUUGGUAAAAAAGAAAACCAGGCACAUAUUUUUAAAGACAAAACUUUGUCAGAUUUGUGUUAUCAGUGACAAAGUAUAAUAUAAAUAAUUAAUAUUAACAAAAUGUAAAUUUUAUUAAAUAUUUUUGCUCUUUUUUUCUUACAUUUUUAUAGCUUGUUUUCCCUACAAUAGCCCCCUCCUGUAAGAAUAGAAUAAUAACAAUGGUAUUACAAUUGUAUAACUGCAUAGCAUAGUGUGUCAAAAAUUAUGUCCAUAAAAGUUGUAAACAGAAUCGGUGAUAGGCGGGGUCCAACCUUCACUGUAAACAGGUCUGACUUACUGCGGGCAAUGUGGACCAAGUUCUGACACUGAUCAUACAGGGAGCGGACUGCCACAAUCAGUCAG
Messenger RNA from Entelurus aequoreus (snake pipefish), 3411 nucleotides. RefSeq names its product cholinergic receptor, nicotinic, alpha 5 (gene chrna5). Bases 1066 to 2493 code for a protein of 475 amino acids. Gene Ontology annotation, cellular component: postsynaptic membrane; synapse; neuron projection. The transcript is spliced from 8 exons. Gene Ontology annotation, molecular function: transmembrane signaling receptor activity; acetylcholine-gated monoatomic cation-selective channel activity. The record is from RefSeq and is a predicted model, not a curated record. Gene Ontology annotation, biological process: regulation of membrane potential; monoatomic ion transmembrane transport; nervous system process. Lineage: Eukaryota; Metazoa; Chordata; Actinopteri; Syngnathiformes; Syngnathidae.